This is a messenger RNA of Musa acuminata subsp. malaccensis (wild Malaysian banana), 922 nucleotides long. RefSeq lists its product as uncharacterized. NCBI's taxonomy places the organism in Eukaryota, Viridiplantae, Streptophyta, Magnoliopsida, Zingiberales, Musaceae. The record is from RefSeq and is a predicted model, not a curated record.
CUUUCUCUCUCUCUCUCAGUGCGAGAUGGUGGACUCCGACGGGGAGACGACGAGAACCAACGGCGGAGUGGGCGCGGACGGUGGUCUCCCCCGUCCGAUCGAGAUCGAGGUUGGCCCCUCCGCCUCUGAGGGCGAACUUACGCUCUACUCCGUCAUCUGCGACUUCCUCGCCGGCGUCGUCUUGCCACCGCCCGAGGAGUCGCCUCCUGCCGCAUUCCUUCGGCGGCUCAAGUUUUCCUAUUACAAGGCCUCCCCCUGCCUCCGAGAAGCUUCCAGGAACUCCGCCCGGGACCUCCUCUUGUGGACCCGCCGCGGUGGCUCUCCUCGUGCUCUGUUUGUCAUCGCGGUUGGAACAAUCACUCUUCUGGCAUUGACAGGGCUGAUGAUUUGCAUGUUUUUCUUGUUCGCGGCCACAUUAAAUGCUAUCAUUAUCUCCUUUCUAGUAUCAUCUGCAGCUGCUGGAGGCUUUUUAGUUGUCUUCCUUACGUGCUUAACUGCAGUUUAUAUUGGAGCAUUACUAUUUGCAACUUUUGUGAUUUCAACUACAACCAUCUCAGCAAUAGUUGUCGUCUUGAUAGCUUCUGGAUGGAUCGGAUUCAUCUGGAUUGUUUGGCUUGCUGUUAAGAAAAGCGUGGACCUCACCAGGCAAUCAGUGAGCAUCACGAGCACUGCAAUAUCAGCAUAUUCAACUGUUUGGCAAGCAAGACAGAACGUAUCAUCCAAGUCUGCCGAUUGAACCCAAUGAUUGACCUUGUCGUCAUUCAUAUCCUGCAAAUCAUUUUCCUUGGGCAUUUUCUUAUGGAUUUUAGACGUGUGCAUAUCUUGUAUCUUACUAUGAUGUUCAACUAUCCAUCUUAACUUUAUAUUCAUGUUGUGAACUUUUGCAAGGUUCCAGUAAGAUUAUUUCUUUGCUUAUAUUUAA